AUGGAAGAGAAUCACCCUUCCCACUCCGACUAUGAAGUCGUGCCUGGAACAGUCUACCUCGUCACCCAACCAUCCCACAACACCAACCAACACGGAGACAUCAUCCUUGUUCCCACUCCAUCCAACAAUCUAGACGAUCCACUCCGGUGGUCCCUCUGGCGUAAGAGAUAUCAUAUCUUCUUACUCGUUAUAUACAGCACCGUCAUGACUGCCCUCGGAAAUUGGGAAAGUUCUGUUUACGUUGAUAUCCAAGAUGCGCUUGGGACAUCGAUUAAUCAACUCAACAUCGGUACUGCUCUGACGCUAUUGAUGCUUGGUGUUGGAAAUGUCUUUUUCACCCCUCUUUCUCAUAAGUUUGGGCGGCGCAUUGCAUACCUUUCUAGUCUGGCUGUAGUGAUCGGCUGCCAUAUCUGGCUUGCGACUGCGCGGAACUCCGGUGACUUUAUCGGUGCUCAUGUCCUCUUUGGACUAGGGCGUGCACCAUACGAAGCUCUCGUUCGCAUCUCGAUCGCUGAUAUCUUCUUUGCUCACGAACGAGGUUUUGCCUUAGGUAUAUACGCCUUCGGGCUAUCAGCAGGCUCUUCAGUCGGUCCAAUUUGCUCUGGGUACAUGAUCGAAACUCUCGGUUGGCGUUGGGUAUACUGGUGGGGUGCUAUCUUGUGCGGUAUACUCUUUGUUGCUAUCUUCUUUACUUUGGAGGAAAGCAACUUCGUCAGAGACUCGGAGCUGCCGCAAGAUCCAGCCCAAGAGUCUGUUCUGGAGGCCAUCCAGCACGAUAAAGGAGAAAAGCAGUUACACUCUGCACUCACCAAUGGUAGUGUAUACAGAGUUGGUCAAGUUCUGGAGACAGACUCAUUUCGUCUUCAGUACCGCGCUUGGGUUGUUCUCCCAGGAACUUGGGAGCAACUCGUCAGGCAAGUCUAUCGACCUCUGCAACUAGCUUGGUUUCCAGCCAUUGUUUGGAGCGGUCUCGAGUACGGCGCCUGUGUGUCGUGGAUUACCGUCUUGGGAACCACUACAGCUUCCAUCUUAGGCUCGUCACCAUAUAACAUGAGCAAUGAGGCCUUGGGUCUGAUCUGGCUGUCUCCUCUCAUCGGAGGUCUUUUCGGAGCCUUGAUGGCGGGUCCUUUCAACGACAAGCUUGUCCUGUUCCUCACACGCCGAAACCGCGGUUGGCUCGAGCCAGAGUUCCGUCUCUGGGUCUUCAUCCCCAUGGCAUUCCUAAUGUCAGGCGGUCUCCUACUAUACGGCGUCGGUGCAGCUAAUUCUGUACCUUGGAUCGGUCCUGUGGUCGGCAUGGGACUCGUUGGUUUUGGGUUGACUGUUGCAGCUGCGCUUACGAUGGCCUAUGUUGUUGACUGCUAUAAGGAGGUUGACGGUGAAGCUAUCACGACCGUAAUCCUGAUCAGGAACAUCAUUGGUUGUGCUAUGACAUUUGGUAUUCAACCUUGGAUUGACAGCAUGGGGGUGCAAGAUACUUUCAUCUUGGUCUGUUUUCUGUCAUUUAUCAUCACUGUAUUCGCGGGGGCAUUCAUCGUCUGGGGAAAGAAGUUUCGCAUUCUUACUCAGGUGGCAUAUCUGAGCUUCGCGGGAACUUCCUCUAGGGAAAACUAAACACUGGGACAGGGCAAUUAUUGAGUCAAUCAUAUUCCCAAACGCCCUUGGUUAUCUUGUAUCUUUCUUAUAUAGCCAUUCCCAUAGCCAACUGUACUUUUACAAGG
Messenger RNA from Fusarium verticillioides 7600, 1721 nucleotides. RefSeq lists its product as hypothetical. The record is from RefSeq and is a predicted model, not a curated record. Bases 1 to 1614 code for a protein of 537 amino acids. Lineage: Eukaryota; Fungi; Ascomycota; Sordariomycetes; Hypocreales; Nectriaceae. Gene Ontology annotation, molecular function: transmembrane transporter activity. The transcript has 4 exons. Gene Ontology annotation, biological process: transmembrane transport.